This is a messenger RNA of Rattus rattus (black rat), 777 nucleotides long. Its product is annotated as collagen alpha-1(I) chain-like. The record is from RefSeq and is a predicted model, not a curated record. NCBI's taxonomy places the organism in Eukaryota, Metazoa, Chordata, Mammalia, Rodentia, Muridae. The transcript is spliced from 2 exons. Bases 1 to 777 code for a protein of 258 amino acids.
AUGGUGGUACCGCCGCCGCCGCCUCGCUGCCCCCCCGCGCGCGCCCCACUUAAUGAAUUCGCCCGCGGCCGGACGACCGGGGGCUCUGGGCUCCGCCGCCCGCCCGCGGCCCGCCGCCGCCGUGAGGAAAAACAAUGCGCCGAGCGGGGCCGCCGCCGCGCCGCGGCCCCCCACCCCGUGCCGCCGCCGCCGCGCGCCGCCGCCGCCGCCGCGGCCGCCGCCGGGCUCCGGGAGGCCGAGACGAGAGGCGAGCGGGGCCGCCGGGGCGGGCGCCGAGGGCCGGGCGGAGCGGGCCGGCCAGGCAGAGCGGGGUGCGCGGGCGGUUGUGGGGCCCGGGACCGGCGGGGCCGAGUAGAUCGCGCUCGAAGCCCCGAGCCUGAACGGGGAGGGGGAGGGGGCGGGGCACGCCUGUACGUCACCCCCCGCGGCGUCACCACGCACGGCCCCCGCCCCGCCCCCUCCACCUGCGCCGGCCGCGGCGGAAAGAGCCGAGUGCGCUCGGGUGGAAGGGUCGAAGGCUCGGCGGCAGUGCGUGAGGCGACGGGCUGCGGCGCUGGGCCGGGCCUGCGGGACGCGAAGGGCGCAAAGCAGACGGCCACUUUUGUUCUGACGGUGUCAGAAACGCGGCACGAGCGGGGAGGGCGCCCUGGGCUCGAGCCUAGGACCCUGGGCGCGGAGUCGGCGCUGAUCCGGGCCCUGCCCGUCCGGUCCUGCCCCGGCAGCUCUCCCUCUUCGCAGCUGGCUCCUCGCCUCCUAGCUCGCAAGCCUCCAGUGUGA